Messenger RNA from Pelobates cultripes (western spadefoot toad), 1100 nucleotides. NCBI's taxonomy places the organism in Eukaryota, Metazoa, Chordata, Amphibia, Anura, Pelobatidae. The record is from the annotation of a GenBank genome assembly.
ACGAGUUCCUGAUCCGUGACUGUCGAAAGAUGUCCAAGAAGGAUGUGGCGUGUUUCUGGAUCGUACUGCUCCUGUGCCAAGAGCUACGGACCGACCCGAUCGCAGAGAUGGGACCAUCCUCUGGCAUCCUGAUUCAAGAGACACCAGGGUUCAUCUUAACGGAGAAGAGGAUCCUGACCCGACGUGUGUUCGUCAGCUUGGACCCCAAGAUUUCCAUCGAGAAGGCAUACAACAUUUCAUCGAUGCAGCUUCCUGAGUUACAGACUUGGUACCAGAUGCACCUCCAAAGAGCACAGGACCGUGUGCGAAACAUCUUGGAGCAAGCCCGGAAACCAUUUGUAUCCAGUUCUAUUCCGAUGAGCAACCGACCCAAAAGGUUCCUCACCGCUAUAAUUGUUGCAUUAGUUUGUGCCACUGUCGGUGCAGUUGUCGCAACUGGAAUGUCUGCAGCCAACUCUAUUACUGUCCAAAAGCUGGAUAUGGAAAUCUAUGCGCUAAAGCAACACAUUAACGAUAUUCAUCAGGUGAUAAACCAGCAAAGAACACUUCUCCAAGACGUGUUAACUAUUGUGGAAGACACAGUUGUUACAACGAAUUUGCAUUCGGAAUUAAUUGCCAAAUCCACUGAGUUGCACCAAAGUCAUGACUUAUUCAAGCGUGAACUUCUAUUUCUGCAUGACCCAAUAUUGUUCCACACACUUGCUUUUCUUGACGAAGUGCAAACUGGAAUGAUCGAAUUGGCAGGGGGAUGCAUACCUCUGUAUUUUGUAUCCAAGGAUAUUGUUCAUGCGAUGCUUGCCAAUGUGGAUGGAGAGACAAUUGAGCCUAUGCAAUUAAAUCUGGCCUUUGAGAUGGGGAGCGCUAUACCUCUCUUAAUUGAUCCGGAAUGUAUGGAGAUUUGCUUUUUAUUGGCCAUACCAUAUGUAACUCUCAAAGACAUUUUUCAAAUGAAAACAAUGUACUAUGAUAAUAAUGAUAUUAUGGUUGAUUGUACUAAGUGUAAAGUUCAAAACUCUUACAGGUACAAAUAUAUACAAAAAUGUUCAUUCCACGCACGGGCCUAUGUUAGAAAUGAUGUGAUUGCACAAUAUGUCUGGUAA